Aspergillus bombycis is the source of this 354-nucleotide messenger RNA. RefSeq lists its product as uncharacterized. Bases 1 to 354 code for a protein of 117 amino acids. The transcript has 2 exons. The record is from RefSeq and is a predicted model, not a curated record. Lineage: Eukaryota; Fungi; Ascomycota; Eurotiomycetes; Eurotiales; Aspergillaceae.
AUGGCCGACGCAAACAAGCUCCAGACCCUCGACACCCGCAUGAGCGAGCUCCUGGCGGCCAUCGAAUCCCACCCAAUGAUGGCAGGCAGCCAACCCCACCCAACAGGCUUCUAUAUCCAUGACUUCAUCCGCAACACCCACAACAAGGUGCGGAGCAUCGACGCCCAGAAACUCCAGUCGGCAGACCCCGCCACCGUCAAAGAGUUCCAGGAUAUCCGGGGCCGCAACGUGCUUGCGGAGCAGCUGAUCGAGGGUAGCGGGCCGAUGGCACAGAUGAUGCUCAUGAUGGGCGGAGGUUCGCUCGACUUUGGUGAUGCAAUCAAGCAGAAGGCUCAGGCGGUUAAUGCUGUCUAA